Molecule: messenger RNA, 357 nt
Organism: Plasmodium inui San Antonio 1
Lineage: Eukaryota; Apicomplexa; Aconoidasida; Haemosporida; Plasmodiidae
Exons: 1
Coding region: 1-357 (118 amino acids)
Source: RefSeq, a predicted model, not a curated record
AUGAGUCCAAAGAAGGAAAUUACAACUACCUCUUCCAGAAAUCCUAGAAAGUCAACAAAUUCCCAAAAAAAAAAUCGGCUCCCAAAAUUGACAAAGAAUGAGUUGAGCAGUAUGAUGUGUAUCCAAGUAACAAAAGGGGGUCUUCGACUCAAGGAACCAGAGAUUACUUUCCCUUUCACAAUGUGGCUGAAUCAGAAGAAACAGGACACAGUAUCUGAGCAGCCGACAGAGGAUCGGAUAUCCCCCUCGAAGGUUAGUGAAAAUAAUUGUCAGGAAGAAAUUGAGACGAAGAAGAGUAAUGAAUCCUUCAAUUCCUCUGAUGCGAAGAAUUUAACAAGCAGUGGUUACUGUCUCUAG